Messenger RNA from Sclerotinia sclerotiorum 1980 UF-70, 3666 nucleotides. RefSeq lists its product as hypothetical. The record is from RefSeq and is a predicted model, not a curated record. The coding region runs from base 1 to 3666 and encodes 1221 amino acids. Gene Ontology annotation, cellular component: cytoplasm. The transcript has a single exon. Lineage: Eukaryota; Fungi; Ascomycota; Leotiomycetes; Helotiales; Sclerotiniaceae. Gene Ontology annotation, molecular function: ATPase inhibitor activity; protein-folding chaperone binding.
AUGUCUUUACUGGGGAAAUUAUUCUCUGCGACGACAUCUACUGCACAGACGACUUCACGCCCUUCCAACCUUCUUGAUUCAAAUCUGGAGGAUCAUUUUACCUAUAACUUACUCUUCCCAGAUGCCGAAGCUUUGUGUCACAAGGACCAACUCUUCCCAUUCUCUUCUGGAACCGCACUUGCGCCUGCGAACGCGAAUACUUUUGAUAUUAAUGGAGAGAUUGAUUUGGACAUGCGCGAUGUGCGAGUAAUUAUUAUGCAGGAAGCCACUUCAACGUCUGGAACUCCAUACGUAUUAUACGAUAGCCACACCCCUCCGCCAGCUUCUCCCUUUCUUGAAAGACAAAACUCGAAUGGUUCUGCGUUCCCUACGAGGUCCGAAAAUCGGAGAUCGAUGCCUCCACCACGAAAGACAUCUGUAGGACAAAAUUCGAGACCUGUCGUUAUACAACAGGAAAGUACAACUCCUCGAGCUUUCGGCGCAUUUGACCGAAGAUCAGCACAUAAAUCACAAGCAAGUUAUACAGAAACUGAGGGACAACGUUCGCUGAGGGAAUACAAGGAAGAGGUUACUACUAUUUCGAAUUGCAUAUUUGGAAAUUCCGAGGUUUUAGCAUACAAAGGGACUGGCACAAAGGUUCACAUAUUGCCAUCCGACUCUAGAUCCUUUGUAGGACCUAGUUCUUAUGCUGCGGAUGGAUCUUUCGGUAGAUCAAGUAUGCGGAGUAGUAAGUUGGCACAAUCUUUCACCGUGGAAAAUGGUGCAGGUCCCGCUCCGGCUCCAGCUGGUCCUUCGACAACCACACCUACGAGGGGACAAGACAGGAAAAAGGUUCUCAUCACACGCAUGUUUCCGGUACCCCUACCAAAUGAGGAAGUCGAGCCUCAAACACCAGUGGUGGGGGAAGACAAAGAUGGUUAUCCAUUUCCUAAAGUUACCGAUAAUGACACUCCACUAAAGAAGCCUCAACCAAAACAAAAGAGAACUCCUAUGUAUGCGGUCGGAUUGAUUGUCCAUCUACCCGCUUCACCACCUCGUGCGCCUUCAGCACCAACUUCAAGAUCUAGUUUCCGUGCAUCGAGCUCAUACAACGAACAAGAUUCAUUCCCAUCAUCUUUCAGCUCUACAAAACGUGCCGGUUGGACGAUGCUUGGUUCUGGUUUUGGCAUCGAGUCUUUGGAAUCUUCGGUUUAUAGUGAUGUGGAUGACCGGAUCGACAUGAUCACUCAACACUGGGAUAUCAUUACGCGGACACUUACUCAUUUGCAAGCAGUUGCAACCGAAUCCUUGCUGUGCCUUCUCCGACAAGCGGACAUCAGUUCCCCCGGACCUCGUCGCGAGUCAAAUGCUCGAGUCCCUUCAGCUAGUGUAUCAGUCGCUGGAAGGAGAGUGACGGAGGACGCUAAGCCAUUCAAAUUACCCAAGACCAAUGCAAAAUUAGUUCAGCUAGGUCAAAACUGUCUGGUACCGAUCCAGAAAAUACAUAAAGAGGUUGAUGCUUCACGUCAGAGGGUGAUUAGCGGUAUCAAAGGUCUCCAGGUGAUUACUGGGCAGGGUCGAUGGGGCAUAUGGCGUGAAGAAGCAAGGUUGGCUGAGAGGUGGGCAGGGGGGAAGGAUAAGGGAUUCUUCUUCUUUAACCUUUUGACUGGAUUUUUGGGUAAUCACACUGAAUGGUUGCAAGCCCUGGGACCUAGUUGGUAUCGUCGAAGACAUUACCAAAAUCAGAGAUCUUACAAAGAUGAUGAUGUAUCUGUACCAGCACGUACCAUCAUUGUAUCCGAUGAUAAAAUGGCAGCGAGACGAUUGAUAUUUUUGCUUGCUGCUUUUCUACCCGCGAGUCAACAAAUAGGAUCUCGCGCUCAUCGACCUAGUACGUCGAUAUCUUUAGGUGGAUAUCCACAAUCUCCGCCAUCUUCUAUCAUACCCGUCUUGAGAGAAGAAUCUCUUCGCCGCAAAAUCAACAAACGCUCUAGUGCUUCACGAGCCUCUCACCCGCGAUCUAUGAGCUUUCCGGCUCAAUCUGCGCAAGCUUCACAAAUCUCACAGCCUGCCAAACCUCAAACCGAACAUCCUAGUGGUCUUGGAAUUACAGUCCAUGAUGUUCAGCGUGAUCGAUCAUCAUCCGAUAUUUCCCAAAUCAGGACCGCAAAUUUGCCAAUCCCUGGUAGUGAUAGCGGAACUAGGAAGAGCAGCACUGCAACAACAAGGACUGCCACGCCAAUCACGACAGUUCCGCAUUUCUCCACUCGAGCCCCAGUCAGGGGAACUGGUCCAAUCCCUAGGCCGGGAAGCAGUGGUAGUCUUGCUGCUGAUGACCUGCUUCGAUCUCUAAAGAGAGGUGAUAGCUCAGGUCAAUACAGUAACGUAAGCACUGAUUCCCAAAAUCAGAAUUCGAGAUGGGGUAGCAUGCUUAGUGGUUUCUGGAGUUCGAAAAGAAGACCAUCUACGACUAACACCUCGGCUACAUCGAUGGAAGAAGUUGAAAUCAAUGACCCUUACUACAGGGAUAUCACUUCACAGCCUCGUGUUAAAUUACCCAGUACGAGUGAGAAUGUCGCCGAAGUUUACCCAUCAAAGUCAAAAGUUCAACAAGAACGUGACUUGAGGAAAUCGGAAUCUGGAAGUACUGAAACCGCCAGAGCCAUUGAGCAAAAGCCAGAAAAAGGGGCCGGUGAAAUUACCGAGCAGACAAUUCAGAUAUCAGAGCGCAUACCAGAUCCGUCGGGAGCAUAUGAAUCACCAGUCAAAACUUCAAUCGCUGAUGAUGGUGCCAUUGAAAUUGACGUUCCCCUUCCUGACUAUUUGGCUUUUGAAACGGCUGUCAGCUCACCAUCAAGUAGUGGUUAUCUUUCUACGCCAGGUUUAGGAAAUGGACUCGAGGGUUUUGAACAUUAUUCUCGUGCUGGUCCUGAUUCAGAUACUACGAUCAAUGUUGGUGGCUACCUACCACGUUAUCAUCCGGAUUUUGCUUUACAAGCAGUACCUUCGCAAUCGGACCUCAUUUCCGAAAUCAAAGAAUCCAUGAGAGCAGAACCAACGCCUGUCAUCACAUCAACGCCUAAUGCCGAAGAUGGUCGUGCUGAUCGAUGGGUCGACGUUUCUAGUGCGUUGGUAGCUGAUACUACCAACUUCACAAUUACUCAUAUUCGCUACAGACGUCAUGUGAAGCUUAAGGAGAAUGCGGAUCCUACAACUCCAGCUAUCUCCACUUCAUUAGAAUCAAAGUAUGGAAAUGUUUACUCAGCCGUACUUCUUACACCAUCUCUUGAGGUGUAUGAUGAUCAUGAAGAUCAAUUUAUUGAAGAACAAUUGGUUAGCAUGGAUGAAACAUUGAUCGAAGCUGUUGAGAGAAUCAUUGCUCAAUCAGGACAAGCUUCUAAACAAUCGUCAGCAUGUUCAUCCAGAUCCACAAGUAGGAAACCUGUGGUUGGAAGGGAGAGAUCUAACUCGGAUAUUAAAGUUGUACCUGGGUUUGGAGCCAAUCUUGAAGUUCCAAGAAAUGAGUGCAAGAAGAUGGUUCUUAGUGCUCUUGAAGAAAUCGUGAAGGAGGUAGCAGAGAGCCGAGAAGAUGGCGAUGGAGAACAGAGGUUAGAAGGGAGAGAGAAAGAAAGCUUUCUGAGGGAAGGAGUACGAAAUUGGCUAGGAACCGUGGAAAGUGUGGAAUAA